AUGUUUAUUCCAUUAUUGAUAGCAAUAAGUGUAGCAAGAGAUCUUACAAUAUACCCAAUAGCUAAUGAGUUGUGGAUAAAUGAUCUUAAAGAUAUAUUUGGAAGUAUUGAUAACCCAAGUUAUGAAUUGACACCAAUGGAUUCUCCAUUUGUUUUAGUGGACAGCAUAAAUCUCGUAGGUAUCAUUUAUUGUUAAUAAUAUCAAAUAGGUUUUUCAAAUCAUACUAUGAACGAAUAACCAAAAAGUUUAGUAAGCAAUAGCAAAUUUACAUUAUUUGCAGUCCUAAAUCAAUAGAAUACUGUAUAUUGGACUAAAUAGUAUAAUUUAAUUAAAAUGUAGUACUUUGCCAGCAGAGACACCUUCAUUCUAGGGAUAGAUUAAAUUAAAUGAAACUUGUUAUAAUCUUGACUUCAUCGAUGACACUACAAUAAUAAUAGAUUGUCUAGAUUCAAAAUAAUUUAAUUAGUUUGCUUUUUUAUAAUUAGGUACUGGUACAAAGCAAACAAAACUCUUAGAUAAAAAUAGCAUAAGUCAAACUUCAAUAACUUUUAGGAAAAUUAAUGUUCUUAAUGAUGAUUCUGUAUUGCUUGGAUAAUCAAGUGUAGAUUUAUCUUAAAUAGAUGUGUAUGAUUUGAAUUCCAUGAGUAAUACAGGUCAUUAAUUAAAUACAACUAUUAUUACUAAAUUGGCUUAGAUAAAGGAUAAAUAAUAUAAAUUUAGGUUGGUUGAUUUUAUAUCUAAAUUUGGGCUUGUUUAUGUUCUAGAUGAGACAAGAUUAAUGAUUUUAUCAUAUAAAGAGGAAUGGAAAUUAAGUCUCUAAAUUCCAUUAUAGAGCAAAGGUGUGGCAUUUGAUGUAAAUAUAGUAUCAGAUUUGAAUGGAAAAGAGAAAUUUGAAUUGGUAAUACUUACUCAAAAUGGAAAAUUAUAUUAUUACACAGAUUUCGUAAGUUCUCCUAUAGAAAUCAAUAUUGUAGGUUAAAGUAUAUAAAUAUCGAAUUCGUAUGUAUUGGUUUAAUAAGAUGACAAUUUAUUACAAAUUAACUUAAAUGAUAAACAAAUUGUUAAAUCUAAAAUUUGGAAUAAAAAUAAAUUUGUAGUAUCUGGUUUGUAUUCUACUUUGAUUGAAGUAGAUAAUACAUCUACUAAGAAAUACAUAUUAAGUAAUGGUUAUAUUUAAGGAUCAUCAAAAUCUACAACAUUUACAUAAUCUUAAAUAACAUUAAAGGCAACAUACAUUGACACUUAAUAAGAGUAAAAAAUAGAAGUUUCUAAAAUAACUUAUCAAUUUUUGAAUAAUUAAGAUUAGACUCUUUAUAAAAUAAAUACUCCAAGCUUAUUUUAGAAUGCAUUAUAAGGUAAUCUAUAUUAUGAAUAUUUGGAUCCAUUUUUAUCUGGACCAAAUUAAAAAUAUUCUUCUUCAGAAUCAGGUUCAAAUCAUAUAAUUAUUAAUUUUUUUAGAUAAAUUCAGUAAUCACAUAUACUAUUUCCAACAGAUAUUGUAUUUUAGGAAACUAUUGCUACAGAUUACCAUUAAGCAAUUUUAGUAUUUUAAAAAAGAAAUUUAACUAUUUAAUUAUGGGGUUGCAGUUUCUUUGUACCAAAAAGUGAAUGUUUACCUUUAACUAUAUUAAUAGAUAAUGAUAUUUAAUUAACUAAAAAUACAUUUUCUGUUUGGAGUUAUGAAAAAGAUAUAUAUUUUGCAUUUUAAAGUAAAUCAAAUGAAGUUGAGAUAUGGUAAAUAGCACCAGAAAUUAUUCAACGUAUUUAAAAGAUUAAAAAUAAAAAUGAAAAUAUGAAAUAAAUUGUGGGAUCAAAUAAAAAUUUUUAUAUAUUAUACGAAAAAGGAGAAAUUGAAGUUUAUGAAUUAGGAUAAUUAGUAGAAAUAAUAAUUCCACCAGAACCUGGUUUAUAGAUUUUUAAUAAUCCAUAUCAUAGUAGUCAAAUAUUGAUAGUAAAAACAAAAUCAACAUUUAUUGUUUAUAGAUUUUAUUUUAUAAGUCAAGAAAUAGAAUACUUUCCUAAUUUUGAUUCAGAAAUAUUUAUAUCUAUUUAUGAUUAAUCAUUUAUUGUUGUAAGUCCAACAAUGAUAAAAGAAUAUCUGAUGACACCCUAAUAAAUAAAAUUGGUUAAAUAAUUACCAUUGUAUGAUUAUAAAAUAAUUAAUCCAAUUUAUGCAGUUUAAUCUAAACAUAAUGGACUUCUAUUUAUUCCAUGUGAAUAAGAUGGUAAAAUAAAUUUUUUAGUUUAUGAACCUCAGAUAUUAGCACAUGAUGCUUUAAUUUGGAUUAUUAAUUCAAAUAUUUAAGGAGAUCUUAAAAAUGUUAUUAUGUCAGUAGAUGGAUUCUAAACAUCCUUAUUCUUUUAUCAAUAUGAUAAAUAAAAUUAUCUCUAUUAAAUUUUGAAGAGAACUCAAGCAACUUCCCUACUGGAAUCUACUGAUAAAUUUAAUGAUUAUUGUUAGUAAGUUGAUUAUUUUUUUUCAGUUUCUAAUUCUUUUGUUAAAGAAGAUUUUACAACUAAUUUAACUGUAAUAAAUAGAAUGGAUAAUAUUAGUAUAGUAGAUACAAAUUUAAAAUAAGUACUUUUAGGUGAAUAGAACUCAACUAAUUAUUUAUCAUUAGGAGUUGAUUGGUAUAAAGGAUAAGUAGUAACCAUUAAAGCAUUGUGUAGUUAAUGUCCAUAAGAAAUAGUCCUUAAUUAACCAAUAUAUCCUAUUAGUUAUAACUUUCUUGAAAAUUCAAGAAUCAUAACCAAGUUUGAUGAUGAUCACGAAGUUGUAAUUACUUAAAAUGAACUUAUUAUUAUUGGACCAAAUCUAAAACCAACUCUUAAUUUAUAUUUGUAAUAAGAAUAUCAAACAAUUGCUGUUCAUCCUAGAUAAAAUUAUAUUAUUUUAUCAGCUAAAAAUGAUAAGAAUACAAAUUUACUCAUGAUAUCUUGUAAAAGUGCAUAUUCUUGUUCAUAAAUGUAAACUAAAACUAUAUAAUUAUCUGGUGUUACUCAAAUGUAUAUUAUUUAGGAAGACUUUUUAUUUGUUAGUACAACAUCAGAUUUAGUUAUAUAUCAUAUUACAUAUACUUAGAACUCAUGGACUAUUGAAUGGAAAUCUUCAAUCAAUUUAGCUACAUAUCCUCCUUGUAAAGAUAUCAAUUAUUUUGUUGUAUAUUAAAUCUACACUGAUAAUAAGCCAGAAUAUUCUGUUGUUUUAUUAGAUUCAACUAAUCAAAUCUUGUUUCUAUUUUAUAAAAUUAAAAAUGGAUCAUUAAGUUUAAUUAAUUCUGGAAUUCGCAAUUUAUACAAUGAGAUUAUCAAUAAAUCAUAGUAUGCAUAAAAAGAUACAAAAUUCAUUUAAUUAUUGACAUAUUCUCAAAUUGAGAAAACUUCAGCAUAAUUUAUCUUUUUUAAGACUAUUUUAAUAACUAAUAAUGUUGCUUCAUAUGGAAUGCAAUUCUAAUUUAAUUUCAAUUAUGAUUAUCAUGAGAGUCAAAUUCUAUUUAUUGUAAAUCAAUAUGCUGAUUGGAUUACUAUUCCUCUGGCAUCCAUUAAAUCUAAUAAAUUAUGUAUUCCAUAUUCAAAUGGAUUUAAUUCAGUAAUAUUAUAUUACAAUAUACCAAUUUCAUCAUCAUUAAUUAUUAAACCUCCAACAAUCACAUCUAUAUCAGGUAUUCAUAGCAAUGUUUUACCUUCAAACAUUCCUUUAGUUGUUAAUGUUUUCAAUACAGGUAAUCAACAUUACUAUUUAUUAACUAAUUUAUAACGAUAUCAAGAUAAGAUAUGUGUCAAUCUAUAUCAACUCUACGUUUCCCCUGUACUUGCUGUUUCUAACACAGUUUCAUUAGAUCUUAAACAGAAAAUUACAGUUAUAGUGGCAAAUGAUUUUAGUAAUGCUUAUAAAUAAGUUGCUUUGAAAUCGCUUUAUGAACCAAUUGAAGAACCUGCUAAGUAAUCUAAUUUAUUUAAAUUUUAGUAUUGGAUGGAUUAUUACAGGGAUUGUAUUUGCAGGUUUCCUAGCAGUUGUAAUGUUAUUUUAUGUGAUGAGAAGAAGAGCUAUACGUUAAUCAUUUUCAAAUUAUUAACCUAUGUAGGAUUAACAAUUAAGAAAUCUAUGACAUAUUAAUUAAUAAGUUUGUG
Messenger RNA from Paramecium sonneborni, 4131 nucleotides. The record is from the annotation of a GenBank genome assembly. NCBI's taxonomy places the organism in Eukaryota, Ciliophora, Oligohymenophorea, Peniculida, Parameciidae.